Messenger RNA from Maudiozyma barnettii, 2913 nucleotides. It is a transcript of the gene PFK2, whose product is annotated as 6-phosphofructokinase subunit beta. Gene Ontology annotation, biological process: fructose 6-phosphate metabolic process; canonical glycolysis; fructose 1,6-bisphosphate metabolic process. The transcript has a single exon. The record is from RefSeq and is a predicted model, not a curated record. Gene Ontology annotation, cellular component: 6-phosphofructokinase complex; mitochondrion; cytoplasm. Lineage: Eukaryota; Fungi; Ascomycota; Saccharomycetes; Saccharomycetales; Saccharomycetaceae. Gene Ontology annotation, molecular function: 6-phosphofructokinase activity; monosaccharide binding; ATP binding. Bases 1 to 2913 code for a protein of 970 amino acids.
AUGGCCGUGAAUACUCCUAUUGUAAACGGGACAUCUUAUGCCACCGUCGUCGCUUACUCUAAGGACUCCUACCAAAAAGCUGUUGAAUUCUAUUCCAAAUUAUUAGAAUUAUCUGUCUCUACUGGAGGUGUCUGCUCGGAAAAUGAAACUUUACUAUCCAAUGCUACUAUUGCUGUUAAAGUCUCAUUGCAAGAAAAUAAUAAUAAACAAGCGGAAAUUGAUAACCAAAUUAAAUAUUUGACUUCUAUCGCAAAGACUAACGACUGGAGAUCUCAUGUUAAUCAAUCCCUAGUAUUUAAUACUACUGACUUAUCCUCUUUACAAGAUGCUUUCAAACAAUUGGAUUACCCAAACCAAGCAUUCCCUUCUGAUUUAUUACCAAUGCAAUUAUACACUAUCGACCCAUUAGGUAACAUCAUCGGUGUCACUUCCACUAAAAACGCAGUCUCUACUAAGUCGAACCUUCCAGGUGCUACCACCGUCACUGGAACUGCUGCAGUCACUGCAACUCAAACUCCAGGUUCCGUCUCUAAGAACCACUCCUUCACCGAUUUGUCUUAUUUAGUCAAAACAUCCAACAAUUAUCCUUCUUUACCAAAGGAUAACACUCCAUUGGCAGAAAAGAAGGCUAUUGCCGUCAUGACCUCCGGUGGUGACGCUCAAGGUAUGAACUCUAACGUUCGUGCCAUUGUCCGUUCCGCCAUCUUCAAAGGGUGUCGUGCUUUUGUAGUCAUGGAAGGUUACGAAGGUCUAGUUAAAGGUGGUCCAGAUUACAUUAAGGAAUUCUCUUGGGAAGACGUUAGAGGUUGGUCCGCUGAAGGUGGUACCAAUAUCGGUACUGCUAGAUGUCUAGAAUUCAGACAAAGAGAAGGUAGAUUGUUAGGUGCCCAACAUUUGAUCGAAGCUGGUGUCGAUGCUUUGAUUGUUUGUGGUGGUGACGGUUCCUUAACUGGUGCCGAUUUGUUCAGAUCUGAAUGGCCUUCUUUGAUUAACGAACUUUUGGAAAACAAGAGAAUCUCUAAGGAACAACACACUAGAUACCAACACUUGAACAUUUGUGGUACUGUCGGUUCCAUUGAUAACGAUAUGUCCACUACAGAUGCUACCAUCGGUGCUUACUCCGCUUUGGACAGAAUCUGUACUGCUAUCGAUUACGUCGAAGCCACCGCCAACUCUCACUCCAGAGCCUUUGUUGUCGAAGUCAUGGGUAGGAACUGUGGUUGGUUAGCCCUAUUGGCUGGUAUUGCCACUUCUGCUGAUUACAUCUUCAUUCCAGAAAAGCCAGCUACUUCCAGUGAAUGGCAAGAUCAAAUGUGUGACAUUGUCGCCAAGCACAGAGCCAGAGGUAAGAGAACUACCAUUGUCAUUGUUGCCGAAGGUGCCAUUGCCGCUGAUUUGACUCCAAUCUCCACUGGUGAUGUCCAUAAGGUUCUUGUCGACAGAUUAGGUCUAGACACUAGAAUCACCACUUUGGGUCAUGUUCAAAGAGGUGGUACCGCUGUCGCUUACGAUCGUAUGUUGGCCACUCUACAAGGUGUGGAAGCCGUCAACGCCGUCUUGGAUUCCUCAGCAGACACUCCAUCUCCAUUGAUUGCUAUUAAUGAAAACAAGAUUGUCCGUAAACCACUUGUCGAAUCUGUUAAGUUGACUAAAGCUGUUGCUGCUGCCAUUCAAGCUAAGGACUUCAAGAAGGCCAUGUCUCUAAGAGAUACUGAGUUCAUUGAACAUUUGAACAACUUCAUGGCUAUUAACUCUGCUGACCACAACACUCCAAAGCUAGGCGAAGAGAAGAGACUAAAGAUUGCCAUUGUUAACGUCGGUGCCCCAGCUGGUGGUAUCAACUCAGCCGUUUACUCCAUGGCUACAUAUUGUAUGUCUCAAGGUCACAAACCUUAUGGUAUUUACAACGGUUGGUCCGGUCUAGCCAGACAUGAAUCCGUCAGAUCCUUGGACUGGAAGGAAAUGAUCGGCUGGCAAUCACGUGGUGGUUCUGAACUAGGUACCAACAGAGUCACCCCAGAAGAAGCUGAUAUCGGUAUGGUCGCUUACUACUUCCAAAAGUACCAAUUCGAUGGUUUAAUCAUCGUCGGUGGUUUCGAAGCCUUCACUUCCUUACAUCAACUAGAAAAGGCUAGAGAAAGUUAUCCAGCUUUCAGAAUCCCAAUGGUAUUGAUCCCAGCUACUUUGUCUAACAAUGUCCCAGGUACUGAAUACUCUCUAGGUUGUGACACAUCUUUGAAUGCUUUAAUGAAAUAUUGUGAUGUUGUCAAGCAAUCUGCUGCUUCUACUAGAGGAAGAGCUUUCGUUGUCGACACCCAAGGUGGUAACUCCGGUUACUUAGCUACCUGUGCUUCCUUAAGUGUCGGUGCUGCUGCUUCCUAUGUUCCAGAAGAAGGUAUUCGUCUAGAACAACUACAACAAGAUAUUACCUCUCUAGGUGAAUCAUUCGAAAGAGCCGAAGGUAGAAACGGUUUCGGUAAGUUGAUUCUUAAAAGUACAAAUGCCUCCAAGGCUAUGUCUGCUGAAGAUAUCGCCAAGAUCAUCACUGCCGAAGCUCAAGGCGAAUUUGAUGCCAAGGCUGCUGUUCCAGGUCACAUCCAACAAGGUGGUAUCCCAUCUCCAAUCGAUAGAACUAGAGCCACAAGAUUGGCAGUCAGAGCUGUCGAUUUCAUCGAAAAGGGUCAAAGCACUCUUGAAGUUACUCGUGCCGGUGAUGAAGAUUACAAGUCUGAUAGUAAGGAACUUGCUAACACAGCCUCUGUUCUAGGUAUCAAGGGCUCUCACGUUGCCUUCACCGGUAUCAGAAGACUAUAUGAUUUCGAGACUGAAAUCAGCAAGAGAAUGCCAAAGGUCAUUCACUGGGAACAAACCAGAGCCAUCGCUGACCACUUGGUUGGUAGAAAGAGAGUUUAA